UCUCAAAUGUCCACAAAAACUAGUCUAUAAAUGAUGAAACCCAUUGUAUCCCAAGAAAAUCACCAAGUUAAACUCCAUCGAGUACGUACUCGUCAAGAAAAAGAAUAUAAAAAAAUGGCUUUAUCACUGAAUAUUCUUAUCGCAGCUCUUUCCCUCACCGCCUUGUCUCCUCUUUGUUUGUGUUCCAAAGCCUACGGAAGUGGCGGCUAUCUCUACCCUCAGUUCUACGACCAUUCGUGUCCUAAAGCUCAAGAGAUUGUUCAGUCCAUUGUCGCAAAAGCAUACGCACAGGAUCCUCGCAUGCCAGCCUCCUUGCUCAGACUCCAUUUCCACGAUUGUUUCGUCAAGGGAUGUGAUGCUUCAAUACUAUUGGAUAGCAGUGGAACCAUAAUCAGCGAGAAAAGAUCAAACCCUAACCGAAACUCAGCCCGCGGUUUCGAGCUCAUCGAAGAAAUCAAAUAUGCCUUGGAACAAGAGUGUCCCGAAACUGUUUCUUGCGCAGAUAUCUUGGCUCUAGCCGCUAGAGACUCAACCGUAAUUACAGGUGGACCGAGUUGGGAAGUACCUCUAGGAAGAAGAGACGCGAGAGGAGCAAGCUUGAGUGGUUCAAACAAUGAUAUUCCUGCUCCCAACAACACUUUUCAAACUAUCCUCACUAAGUUCAAGCGUCAAGGCCUUAAUCUCGUCGAUCUUGUCUCCCUCUCUGGAAGUCACACGAUAGGAAACUCGAGGUGCACAAGCUUCAGGCAGAGGUUAUACAACCAGUCUGGUAACGGCAAGCCUGAUCUAACACUUGACCAGUACUACGCCUCCGUAUUGCGUAAGCAGUGUCCUAGAUCCGGGGGUGACCAAAACCUAUUCGCCCUGGACAUGGUGACGCAGUUCAAGUUCGACAACCACUACUUCAAGAACCUGAUAAUGUACAAAGGGCUACUGAGCUCUGAUGAGGUUUUGUUCACGGACAACAGUCGAAGGAGCUGGUGAAGCUCUAUGCGGAGAAUCAAGUGGCCUUCUUCGAGCAGUUUGCGAAAUCGAUGGUGAAGAUGGGGAAUAUAUCUCCAUUGACGGGGGCGAGGGGAGAGAUCAGGAGAAUCUGUAGGAGGGUUAACCAUGCAGCUUAUUAAUCAAACCCUUCCUUCCUUAUACGUAAAAUUACUUGUCAUGCAUAUGGAUUACUUUUGGUUUUGGUUUGUGUGAACGUGUGUGUAUUUACUAAAUCUGAUGAUUUUGUUGGUGUGAACUUGAUGGUAUUUUAUUUGGUGUUUGUAUUUAAAUUUUCAACGUGCAUUGAUCAUUAUUUAAUGAUUUUAAUCAAUGUAAAAGUAUUGGAAUGAUAUG
This is a messenger RNA of Eruca vesicaria subsp. sativa (arugula), 1338 nucleotides long. Lineage: Eukaryota; Viridiplantae; Streptophyta; Magnoliopsida; Brassicales; Brassicaceae. The record is from the annotation of a GenBank genome assembly.